Musca domestica (house fly) is the source of this 2797-nucleotide messenger RNA. RefSeq names its product neprilysin-3 (gene Nepl11). Gene Ontology annotation, molecular function: metalloendopeptidase activity. Gene Ontology annotation, biological process: protein processing. Bases 787 to 2730 code for a protein of 647 amino acids. The transcript is spliced from 2 exons. Lineage: Eukaryota; Metazoa; Arthropoda; Insecta; Diptera; Muscidae. Gene Ontology annotation, cellular component: plasma membrane. The record is from RefSeq and is a predicted model, not a curated record.
UUUACAGAUUAUUCAUUAGUUUGAGAUUAGCGCAAAAACCAAGAACAACAGAAAUCACACGAAAACGUGUGUGGAAUUUUUUCUGUUGUUGAAAUUAAAAAUUUAUUUCAAGGAAGCUAGAGUGGCGUUGGUGCAUUCACACACUAGCUCGCUAGCUGCAAUCCUAAUGAGGGAAACCUCAGAAGAAAGAACAAAUAAAAAACCAAAACGAACAACGUAAAGGAAAUCUCUAAUGAAGAACAUACCAACCGCAUUCUAAAAACACACAACUGGGUAUUUGUUUUUGUGUGGCAAGACCCCAACGAGUAGAAGUGGAAAACAAGAAAACAAAACGAAAAACUUAAUUAAAAAACAAGGUUAAAACGGAAGCAAAGAAUAAAAACCAAAUAACAAAAAGUAUUUUUUUGUGCAACAUAAUAUUUUACGAAUGCCAAACAGCUACAGAAAUAAGCCAGAAGUAAGGUUCCCCUUUUCCAGCCAGUAGAUGGGUGUAACAUUGCCAAGUGUCAUGUUAGUUAGCGAUUUGUUACGAAAGUGUUAACUUAUAUUGUGUUGGAUGAAUUGCAAAUAAGAUUCGAGAGCACAGACACCAACUGUUUGUAGUUUUUGGCCCAGUUUUAUUAAAAAAGUUUUACAAAAAAAAAAAAAAAAGUCGAAUAAGACAAACCCCCAAAAGAAUAUUAAAUUUACAACGAAAAUAUAUUUUUGUUAUUGACAACUCAAAAAAAAAAGUGCCGGGAAAAGGAAAACAACAACUGCUUCAAGUGGAAGAAGAAAAACUUCAAUAUGUUUUGCCAUUAUCACUUUGAUACUUGCUCUCGGCACCAGCAUCACUGGCUGCUGCUGGUGUUGGCAUCUUUGUUGUUUGUUCUCAUGACUACAACACCCCCACUGGGACUGGUUGGCACUGGCGGUGUGGCUGCCGCUGUAGCUGUUACCACUGAUAAGCUUGCCACCGAGAAUGACAUUUUACGUUUUUCCUAUGAACUCGAAUCAUGGCUGGAUUUAACAAAAAAACCCUGCGAGGAUUUUUUUGGUUAUGUUUGUGAGCGCUCUCUAAAUGCCACCGCCCAGACACAGCAUGACAAACGCCAGCAGCAGGAACAAUUGAAAUUCAAUAAAUUUCUCGAGGCCACUAACGACGAAGAGCUCAUGGAUGUCGAAUUGAAAGUGAAACAUUUUUACGAUUCAUGCCAGAAUGCCCGCACGAUGGAUCAUCUGAAGAGCACUUUAAUGUAUCGCUUAUCUGGUGGCUGGCCAGCCAUUGAUGAUUCCAUGGCCAUGUUGAGGAAGCGUCGUAACAUGACCUGGUUACAGGUGCUGAGCAUAUUCCACGAGGCCGGUGUGCCGUAUUUUUUCAAGACACAAAUUGAGUUACGUUCAAAUAAACGUAUCGUCGAAAUUCGUCCCGACGAUUCGAUUCGCUUUACACUGAGAAAAUUCGAACAAAUGUCGGGUGAAAUAAUGCAUGCUUACGAUGUGAAUGCCGGCAAGGCGCGACUGGUGGCAUUGGAAAUUUUAAAUUUUGAACGUAAUUCAAGGGAUAUUAUGAAAAUUGCCAUAGCCCCCGAUGAGAAGGUGAACGAAUAUUCCUAUGAAGAUUUUAAGGGUUUGAAUUUUGGUUCGGUGGCACCGCUCGAUUGGGAUACAUAUUUUCGCAAAGUAAUGGGUAAACCAUUGAAGAGCACGGAUACCGUUAUUGUCAUGGAACUGCCGAAGAUGAUACAAUAUUUCGAAUUGCUACAAUCGACAACGUUGACGAGAUUUUUGAAUUGGUUGUGGAUUGAUUAUUUGAUGGAUAAAACUUCCGCUGAUUGCCAAAAACUAACGGAAACCUACUUCGGUCCGGUCUACAAACACAUUGUAGAACGUUCCGCAAUCAACAAAGUGCAAAUGGCACAAAUGUACUCCGAGCUGGGUCAAUCGUAUGAUCAGCUUUUGGCCAAUACACCAUGGAUCGAUGAGAUAACCCAACAAAAUUCCAAAUUAUUUUUGGGCCGGAUCAUGCAUUUAACCCUUAAUGGUGAUGCCAAAUUGGAUGCAGAAUACGAAUCCUUGUCGAUUACAAAACGUAACUUUUAUCGCAAUUUGGAGAAGAUUCAACGUUUCUUAGCACAAAGAUCGAAACAGGACUCAGAUGCCAAGCCCAUUUCGCGUACCACUAAUCAAGUUACAAGAAGUUGUCAAAUAUUUAUGGAAAGUUUCCUUACCAUUAAUAACAUAAUGCAACAACAACAAAAUCUAAGUGCUCCACUUAACUACGUGCUGGUGGCACAAAAUUUUGCCGAAAUGAUGAUUGGUGGUGCCCAUGCCACACCCGGUGCCUGGAGAAGUACAGAUUCAGAUCGGCAGUAUGCCACAUUUGAACGUUGUUUGGCUAGGCAACAAAUUCCAGGUACCAUCAACGCCAGUCGAACAUUUAAUUUGAACAAUCUCAUUCUAAAACUAUUGGCCCAACAACAGGCCUGGUAUACCUACAAACAAUGGCUACAACAUGAUGAGGAAUUCAUACAAAAGUUGGAUCGCCUCCUACAGGCCGGUCAUUUACAAAUGUCCAUGGAAAAGUUGUAUUUUGUGGCCAGCACCCUGUUGGAUUGUCAGUUGAAUCCAUCAACGGAGCGGCGCACCUUUUUGCAUGCCUUCCUGAAACAAUCCAAAGAAUUUCAACAAGUUUUCAAGUGUCAACCACGUGAUCCUUUGUAUAUGCUAAACAAAUGUUCUUUAUUAUAAAAUAUACAUACACACACACACUCGAAUUUAUUUCAAUAAAGUUUUUGGCUUUAGUGCUUCAAAAUGG